This is a messenger RNA of Raphanus sativus (radish), 1914 nucleotides long. RefSeq names its product RAN GTPase-activating protein 1. The transcript has 2 exons. The record is from RefSeq and is a predicted model, not a curated record. Gene Ontology annotation, molecular function: GTPase activator activity; protein binding. NCBI's taxonomy places the organism in Eukaryota, Viridiplantae, Streptophyta, Magnoliopsida, Brassicales, Brassicaceae. The coding region runs from base 162 to 1769 and encodes 535 amino acids.
GUCAAUUGGCUCUCAUUUUGAUUUUUGAGAUUUGAAAACGCAACCUUUGCCUCCCAUUAAAAAGCCCCCAUCUCAUCUCCUGCUACUAGCUUUUAUAUUCCGAUUCGCCGGAAACUAGAGAUCCCAUUUCAAUACCGCUCAGGAAAAAAAAAGAAGAAGCAAUGGAUCAUUCGGUUAAAACACCACCUGUUCUGUCUGUAAAGAUGUGGCCACCCAGCAAGAGCACCAGACUCAUGCUUGUCGACCGCAUGACCAAGAACAUCACCACCCCUUCCAUCUUCUCCCGAAAGUACGGUCUUCUGAGUCUCCAAGAGGCCGAGGAAGAUGCCAAGCGCAUCGAAGACCUUGCUUUCUCCACCGCCAACAAACACUUCCACAACGAGCCUGAUUCUGACGGCACCUCUGCUGUCCACGUCUACGCCAAAGAGUCUAGCAAGCUCAUGCUCGAAGUCAUCAAACGUGGUCCUCUACAGGUUGAAUCCGAGGCCGCCGAGGCCAACGCCGAUGGGGACGCCUUGUUUGAUCUAUCCGGUGGCCGUAGAGCUUUCAUCGAUGUAGAGGAGGCACGUGAGCUUCUGAGUCCUCUCUCUGAUCCCAACAACUCCUUUACCAAGAUCCGUUUCAGCAACAGGAGUUUCGGCUCUGAGGCUGCUAGUUUCGCCGUCAGCGUCUUGUCUUCCGUCAAGGAUCAGCUGACCGAAGUGGAUCUCUCCGAUUUCGUCGCGGGGAGACCAGAGGCCGAAGCCCUCGAAGUCAUGAAUAUGUUUUCCUCUGCCUUGGAGGGUUCCAAGCUCAGGUCUUUGAAUCUUUCCGACAACGCCUUGGGAGAGAAAGGAAUCCGAGCGUUCGGCUCUCUCAUCAAGUCCCAGCAUGACUUGGAGGAGCUGUAUCUCAUGAACGAUGGCAUCUCCGAGGAUGCUGCGAGAGCCGUCCGCGAGCUGCUUCCCUCUACUGACAAAAUCAGGGUUCUUCAGUUUCAUAACAACAUGACGGGAGACGAAGGAGCGGUUGCUAUUGCGGAGAUUGUGAAGCAGUGUCCGUCUCUGGAAGAUUUCCGGUGUUCGUCUACGAGGAUUGGUUCGGAUGGUGGUGUUGCGCUUGCUGCGGCGCUUGCGUCCUGUAGCCGCUUGAAGAAACUUGAUCUUCGCGACAACAUGUUUGGAGUCGAAGGUGGAGUUGCCCUGGCGGAGACCUUGUCAGUGUUGACUGACUUGACUGAGAUCUAUAUGAGUUACCUCAACUUGGAGGAUGAGGGAGCAGAGGCACUUUCCGAAGCUCUGAUUAAGUCUGCUCCUUGUCUUGAAGUUGUGGAGUUGGCUGGGAACGAUAUUACUGUGAAAUCCACUGGGAAAUUGGCGGAAUGCAUCGCCUCGAAACGGGCUCUUUUGAAGCUGAAUUUAUCUGAGAAUGAACUCAAAGACGAAGGGACAAUCUUGAUCGCAGAGGCAGUUGAAGGUCUUGACCAGUUGGUUGAAGUUGACAUGAGCACAAACAUGAUGAGAAGAGCUGGGGCAAGGGCCUUGGCACAAAGUGUUUUGAAGAAACAGAGUUUCAAGCUUCUGAACAUUAAUGGAAACUUCAUAUCUGAGGAAGGUGUUGACGAGGUGAAUGACAUGUUUAAGGACUCCCCGGACAAGCUUGGUCCUCUGGAUGAUAAUGACCCUGAAGGAGAAGAUUUUGAAGAUGAAGAGGAAGAAGAGGAAGGUGAUGAAGGCAAUGAGCUGGAAGCAAAGCUAGGAGGUCUGAAAAUUAAGCAAGAGGAGGAAUAGGGAGAGGUAACAUGAGUUGGUGCUCUUGUUGCUAUAUAGGUAGGUUCAGUUUGAUCUCUCUCUCUUGCACUCUUUGUGGUUAACGUAUUUUUAGUAAUGUAAGGAAGGAUCUAUUUACUUGAAAUGAGUGUCUUUUGAUGAUCUA